AUGGUGCUGGGGAAGGUGAAGAGUUUGACAAUAAGCUUUGAUUGUCUCAGUGACAGCAAUAUCCCCGUCUAUUCUAGCGGGGACACAGUAUCAGGAAGGAUCAGUUUAGAAGUUACUGGGGAAAUUAGAGUGAAAUCUCUUAAAAUUCAUGCAAGAGGACGUGCAAAAGUACGUUGGGCCGAAUCUAGAAAUGCUGGAUCCAACACUGCCUAUACACAAAAUUACACUGAAGAAGUAGAGUAUUUUAACCAUAAGGACGUUCUAGUCGGGCAUGAAAGAGAUGAUGACAAUUCUGAAGAAGGCCUUCACACCGUUCAUUCAGGAAGGCAUGAAUAUGCAUUCAGCUUUGAGCUUCCACAGAUACCACUUGCUACCUCAUUCGAAGGCAGACAUGGCAGUGUGCGCUAUUGGGUGAAAGCUGAAUUGCAUAGGCCUUGGCUUCUGCCAGUAAAAUUAAAGAAGGAAUUUACAGUCUUUGAACAUAUAGAUAUCAACACUCCUUCAUUACUGUCACCCCAAGCAGGCACAAAAGAAAAGACUCUAUGUUGUUGGCUUUGUACCUCAGGCCCAAUAUCUUUAAGUGCCAAAAUUGAAAGAAAGGGCUACACCCCAGGUGAAUCAAUUCAGAUCUUUGCUGAGAUUGAGAAUUGCUCUUCCCGUAUGGUGGUGCCAAAGGCAACCAUUUACCAAACACAGGCAUUCUAUGCUAAAGGGAAAAUGAAGGAAGUCAAACAGCUUGUUGCCAACCUCCGUGGGGAAUCCUUGUCAUCUGGCAAAACAGAAACCUGGAAUGGCAAACAGUUGAAAAUUCCACCUGUUUCCCCUUCAAUCCUUGACUGUAGUAUAAUCCGUGUGGAGUACUCACUCAUGGUAUAUGUUGAUAUUCCAGGAGCCAUGGAUUUAUUCCUUAACUUACCAUUGGUCAUUGGUACCAUUCCUCUACAUCCAUUUGGUAGCAGAACAUCAAGUGUAAGCAGCCAGGGUAGCAUGAACAUGAACUGGCUUGGUCUAACACUGCCUCAAAGACUAGAAGCACCUCCUAGCUAUGCAGAAGUGGUCACAGAGGAAAACAUGCAGUCCUACCUUGCACCUGUGGCUGCUUUUGAUGAUUUUCAGAGAGCACUGCAAGGACCGUUAUUUGCAUACAUCCACGAGUUUCGUUUUCUGCCUCCUCCCCUAUAUUCAGAAAUUGAUCCAAACUCAGAUCAGCCCACAGAUGAGAUACCAUCUUGCCCCUCUUGUUGA
This is a messenger RNA of Chiroxiphia lanceolata (lance-tailed manakin), 1245 nucleotides long. Its product is annotated as arrestin domain-containing protein 3-like. The transcript has 8 exons. Gene Ontology annotation, biological process: protein transport. The coding region runs from base 1 to 1245 and encodes 414 amino acids. The record is from RefSeq and is a predicted model, not a curated record. Lineage: Eukaryota; Metazoa; Chordata; Aves; Passeriformes; Pipridae. Gene Ontology annotation, cellular component: cytoplasm.